UCCCCCACAACGCUUUGCUUUUCCUCCUUCCACAAAAGUAGACAUGAAGCUGUGCUGAUUCAGUAAUCGCUCUCGUGACCAAUAGCCGAUAUCUUCUUUAUCUUUCUGUCAUCAAUAUCAAACAGCUUCACUCAAUCAUCAUGCCGACCAUUGAUGUCUCCCUCGACUCGACGGAUGGCGCCGCCCUGAUCGCGUCUCUGACUCUAUCGUUUCUAUACUUGAUCAAUGUCAGAGCUGCGCCUAGUGCUACGCGCAUGGUAUUCAAGACAGCCUCCACGACAUUACUAGGCCUUUUCGCAUAUCUGCGCGGGGGAAAUACACUCAUUAUUCCGGCGUUGUUGCUGGGUUCCCUCGGCGAUGCAUUCUUAGCCUGGCCUGGAGAUGAAGCCUUUUUGAAGGGCCUCAGUAGCUUCCUGGUAGCACAUCUCUUCUAUAUUGGCCUUUUUGUGCGCGCUGGAGGCGGUUUGGAGCAGAUAUGGGCGGAACCAUGGCGCCAGGGAUUGGCAGGCUUCAUGUUGCUGCUUGCUCCAGUUCAGAGCAGCAUUUUGAUGCCUCGUGUGAACCCCAAGUUGCAGGUGCCCAUUCUUGCCUACUCGUCAACCAUUCUCGUCAUGGUGUUAUCUGUGCUGACGGUGGAUGACUCUAUCAUUGUCGGAGGAGCCACGCUGUUUGCAUUGUCUGACGCUAUUCUGUCUACUGACGAAUUCGUCCUGCCCAAGGACUCGGCCCUGCGCAGUCCCAUGCAACAUGCUGUCUGGAUUCUGUAUUAUAGCGGGCAGCUCCUUAUUGCUCUAGGAUAUACAAGUGCACAAGCUUAGCAGUUGAUCAAGUAGAACUUGCCUUGGAU
Molecule: messenger RNA, 847 nt
Organism: [Torrubiella] hemipterigena
Lineage: Eukaryota; Fungi; Ascomycota; Sordariomycetes; Hypocreales; Clavicipitaceae
Source: the annotation of a GenBank genome assembly